Molecule: messenger RNA, 1935 nt
Organism: Cladophialophora yegresii CBS 114405
Lineage: Eukaryota; Fungi; Ascomycota; Eurotiomycetes; Chaetothyriales; Herpotrichiellaceae
Product: ADA HAT complex component 1
Exons: 1
Coding region: 1-1935 (644 amino acids)
Source: RefSeq, a predicted model, not a curated record
AUGAGGAUGUUUGUCUCGAAACAAGACUCUCCUGGAUCUGGUAGUCUCGCGAUGCCCGUUGCUGGCCACAAGCGCCGGCAAUCAGGCGACCCUCAAGGCCAGGCAGACAGAAAACGAGCCAGAACUGUUGAAAGGCAACAAAACGCCACGUUACCGGCGCUUGCGAACGGAACUCUUACAGCCGAUCUUGCACCUGGUAUAUCCAAGACGACUGCAUCAACUACGGAUAACCCGUCGUCAUAUCUACCGUCACCGCCAGAAGCGAAGAUGGAUGAGUCGGAGUUGCGCGCGAUAGACUCUGCAGUCAAUGGUGCAGAGUCUGAUCGGUUAGAGUCCAUUCGAAAUGUAAUCCAGACGCAAAUCAGUCUUGAGAUUCUUCUCAAGCACAAAGAGCUUCGACUCAUCGACCAGGAGAUGGCAAAAUGUCAGGCCGCUUUGGAGCAGCUUCGGCGAUGCCAUGAAAUUCCGUUUCCCGGAACCCAAGGCCUUUCUAGUGCGGUCAGCAAUGGUACGGGUCCUGCUCUUCGUACUUCAUUCUCGACUCCGCUUCCUCAGUCUCCCGCGCCAUGGGGCGCUCUGGAGGGUCCUUAUACCCGUCAUUACGCAAAGUGGCUACUACAAGAUCCGCGUUUCGAAGGCGGCGAAGUCGAACAGGUGGUGUCUACCCCAGUUGGCAAGUCGCCCAUGAAAUUUAGAUCUCAAACGAGAGGCAGCUUUGCAGAGACCCCACAAACAUCAAGCCAGUCACGUACGCAACGUGGCGGGAAAUUGAAGUCCCUGCCCCCUGGAUAUGGCCAGCCGAAAGAGAAGGCUACCGGUCCAAUGAUCAUCAAGAGGAAAUCGGACGGUGCCACUGUUAAGCUGGUGUGUCCGGAUUGUGGACGGUCGGAUUUCGGGAGUGCCCAAGGCUUCAUCAACCAUUGCCGAAUAGGCCACGGGAGGAGUUUUGCGUCGCAUGAUGCUGCAGCUGAUGCCUGUGGAGAACCGGUGGAAGUGGAUGAAUCAGGGGCAAUGAUUGGCGUUGAACCUGUUCUGACGCCCACCGCGGGCAAUGUCCAUCCCUUGAUUCGUUCAGCGAAGCUUCUGCAACCGACACCGCCCCGAACAGCAUCUCAAACAACAAUCAGAAACACCAAAUCCGAAACCGCCAAGGCAAAGGUGUCACCUGAGUUUAAGGCAUCAACCCUGACACCGAACCUUUCCGACCUUGUCAAAGGUCGAGGUCUAGGAAUUGACCUUCAGGAACUGGUCUCGGAUGCCAAGACGAAAGUCGAACUGCCGGAAUCUGAUUCGGAGGACGACGAUAUGGAUAUUGACGUACCCAUGCAGAACACUCCUCAGGGUCGUCAUCCACAAGUCGCCGGUAGCAAACAGCCGCCAAAGCCCACCAUAACGCCCUUGUCUUCACCGUUAGUGAGCUCGAGCAUGCUGAGGUCUACGGCCAAUCUGCGCGGAGGUGGUGUGCAGCACUUUGCCGGUGCUAUCGGUGCUAUCGGUGCUUCAACCCAACCGCGGCCUCGGGGGAUGACCUUGCCCAUAAGCGACAACUCCCCCACUGACCUUCGACCGUCCGAUCCAUCGCCUACCAGUGAAUCCAACCAAGCGCCAAGUCUUGUGGACGAUGAUGAGGAAUUUGAGCCACAUUCACCGAGCAGCAGCUCGAUCUCUGACGAACACGACAUUGGCGAGAUUGAUUUUGAGGUGCAAGGUGAUGAGGAUGAUGCGCGAAGCGUCCUGCAGGGUCCCGAGUUCCAGCCAACUUGUACGCAAGCCGCUCGACCUUCGCAUGCUCGGAGACCUUCAGCCAUUCGCCGACACGGCGAAGACAGGGAAGAGAAGCAUGUCAGCUUCGUGAGCCCUAGCCCGGCGCGUGACACGCCUCAGCCUCGUGUCAGUGCAGGUGUCAGUGGGGAUUGCAGAAAGAGGAAAGUUUAG